AUGAACGCAGGAAACACCAUUGUCUACGUCAAAAUUACUGGUAAGGCCAGAGAUGGCUUUAUUGAUCCACCAAAGUUUCAUUGGGACUUAGAAAAGGAUAAGAAGCUUUGGGCAACCAUUUCAAAGUUUGGCGACAGUAAGAAGAGCAUCGAUUGGACAAAAUUGAGCCGAGAGUUCCAGGCUCCAGAGUACUUUUUGCGUAAGCGAAGCUACAGGCUCUUUGCCAAGCAUCUGAAAUUGCUGGAACAAGAAAUAGAGACGAAAACUCGCGGAUUGACAGUGAACUCUAAUGUUUCACGCGAUGGCACAUACGAACCCAGAGAACGUGAUGAUCACGAUGACAGUGAACGCAGCUAUAUAAAUCCAAGAGAGCGCGGCAAUACUGCCACCCCGGAGGGACUCUACAAUUUGCGUUCAUCACAAAUUUUGAAUCAAAAAGUUCCGGGAGACACCAAGGGAACGGAGUCGUCCCUAAGUGAAUUAUCCAAUUUGAGCGUUAGCAAGUCAGCUUUAGAGGAGGCAUUGCUGGACAGGCUCCAGUUAUAA
Molecule: messenger RNA, 546 nt
Organism: Lachancea dasiensis
Lineage: Eukaryota; Fungi; Ascomycota; Saccharomycetes; Saccharomycetales; Saccharomycetaceae
Source: the annotation of a GenBank genome assembly